UAAACAUUUCAAAGGUGUAUGAAUUGACUUCCCUUCAGUAUUUUUAAGUACCUUAUAAGGUGACUUCAUAGUUUUUCAGCUUAUGGCGCCCAACGUGGGGCAACGACGAAGGAAGUUGGAUUUUCGCUAUGCAGAAUCCCAUUAGUUGGUGAAAGUAGUCGGGAUCCAUUGUGUGAACUGAAAUUUAUUUCCUUUCAGAUUUAUUACUUUAAUAUUAAUUUUUUCCUUUCUAGGAUCAUUACAUUAAUAUUUUUUCCUUUCUAGGAUUAUUUCUUGUAUAAUUUAACAAUGUCUGCUUUAUCUGUGCUUAUUGGACAAAGGAAAGUCAUCCGCAAAAAGGUGACUGAAUAUUAUAACAGGUCCUCCACAUUCAAUACUCUUAGCCAGGAAGAAAAAUUAUCUAUCAAAGGUAUUCUGGUAAAUUAUAAGAAUAAGUUAACUGACUUGGACACUGAGAUUUUGGAUAAGAAAUUUCCAGGGGAUUCUGAUAGUACAGAUUUAGAGAUGGAAUUAUCAUUAUGUCAGGAUUAUAUAGAUAAGAUUGAAACCUGUUUACCUCUCCUAGAUAUUUCCUCGAGUAUCCUUAGCUCUAGUAAUGUUAGCGAUGUAGCCAGAAGUUUACUUAAACAACCUGUGGCACCUCUUCCCAAGUUUCGUAGUGUAGAAGGUGAAGAUUUUUUGAAGUUCAUCACAGAAUUUGAGGGAACUACUAAAGCUUUUAACUAUCCCGAUAGGGAUUUGCUUUUGUUACUUAAACAACAAGUUGAGGGUAGAGGAAAGGUUUUGUUAGGUUCCUUAGAAGCGGAUAAGCAGCAUUACGCUGAUGCCAAAGAAUUGCUAAUUUCAGCAUUUGCAUCAACCGAUAUUCGGAAGAAUUCAGCCAUUAAGAAAAUUACUGCUUUGCAUUUGAAAGAUGGUGAAGACCCCUUUCUCUUUAUUUCCGAACUCAGAACGGUAUGUGAAUCAGUGAAGACUUUGAAUAUUAGCGUUGAGGAGUUCAUUAGGUAUUUUGCUUGGUAUGGGCUGAAUGAUAGUUUCCAGCGCCAUUUAAUUCAGAUUACAGGCAAGACUCACCCUGCCCUGAAUGAUAUAAAGACAAACUUUUUUACAGCAUGUGAGAGAUACGAGAACGACAAAAAGGUCGCUAAAGGUACAAAGAGUAAAAUCUCGCAGAAUGUACAGGAAUAUAAGGACUUUUCUCGAAAAGAAAAAGCGGUAAAUUUAGCUGUAGAGGCAGUAACUAGUGAUUCAGAUUCCAGGUCUUCACCCAGCUGUUCUUUGUGUCUUAAAGUUGGUAACGCUAAUAAUUCUCAUUUUAUUUAUGAAUGUUCAAAGUUCCCUUCCCCUACCAAUAAGGUGCAAAUUUUAAAAUCUAAACACGGUUGUGUUAAGUGUGGUCAGUUUAGUCAUGAAUCUAACAACUGUCAUUUCAGAUUUAGAAGACGUUGUUUUAAUUGCCGUGGUUGGCAUAUGAGUUAUCUUUGCGAGUCUGAGCCCUCCAAAGGCAGCAGAUCUAAACAAUCUGAUAAAGUAAAUUUUGAAACUCCACAAAAAGUAAACAGCGGUGUGGCCGUUUUGUUGCACUCGUAUGGAAACUCGGUGUUACCCACGUUUUCUUUCAGUAUUGGCAGCGACAUUUACAGAGGUCUAAGGGACAGUGGCUCACAAAGCACCUUCAUCACUAGUAGGUUAGCUGAGGAGAAAAACCUUAAAACUAUCAAUUCGGAUGUUAGACUUACGGUGAGUGGAUUUAAUGGGAAUAAAGAAUAUUAUACUAAAAUUGUAGAAGUGCCUGUGAAAAUAGGUAGUUUGUCCUUUAUAAUUUUUGGCUUAGUUGUACCUGAUAUUAGUAUUGCUUUAAAAUUGCCUUUGCUUGGUAAAGUAAUUGAAAGUUUUCAAAACCAGGGUAUGAUGUUUGCUGAUAAGUUGUUAAAUAAACACACUCGCACCAUUGAUAAUGUUAACCUCUUGUUUGGUACAGACUUUUUACAUUGUUUAGCAGGUACCGACGUAAUUUUUGGUGACGUUGAUCCUUCGGUAUACAUAGAUUCUCAUGCUGGCAUUUUAUUGCAGGGUAAUGUCGAUUUGAUGUUGAACAACGUAACCUGCCUAAAUGUAAACCCAGGAGUUUUGAAUUCUGUACCUGACGGUAAUGUUCGUUCGGUUUCUACGGUGCAUGUUGGUAGUAGCUCGUUGUUAUUAAACACGAGAAUAGAUUUUCUGUCUGAUGGUGACCAGGACAACGGGUUUGAAGUAAACUGUUCCUUUUCAGUUAUCAAUGAUAAAGGUAAAUCCUCACGUCCCCGCAGGAAAGCUGCAGAAACCAGUGAGGCGAGGACAAGACAAAUGCUUCACUAAUUCAUUUUUUGUUUUUAAUUUUAAAUUUUACUGUAUGUCCAUGCAUAUUUUGUACAUUUAUUAGUGGAUGAAAAUUUUUUCUUUGGAAAAAGUUUCCAUCUUCUCCCCAGGACUAUACAGAAUAAAUAAAUUUUUAAUGUACUUGCCUACAGCGGCAGGAAGGAUUCGUAAAUAUGGAAUUUUAGUAUUACCAAAAUAAGUAAAAUAAGUACUUGGUACCGCUUACAGUCCUUCCUGCUGCCAUAGUUAUGAUCAGCAAAUUGUUGACUCCUCCUCUUUUUGUUGUUUACGAGGAAACUUCGAGAUCGGUGAAUGCGUGAGAAGUCAGUACUAGCAGUCCAAGCAGUCUCAGCAGUCGAGGCAGUUCUGCCAGUCCGGUCAGUCCGGGCGGUCCUGUCAGAGCAUUAGGGCAGUGAGCUAUCCUGUAGGACCCACCACAUACCCGUAUGCCAUUGAGCCCGUCUUCCAUCGUCAGAGUGAGCCUGUCUUCCUGGAGGAUGUCUUGGACGAGGCUCUGAGAAUGUUAUUAAGAAUCAAGGGUCCCUCAAGAGGCAUUUGUGAAGUAUUCCCUUGGUUCCAUAAUUUGGACGGCGUAAUUGGUGGCCACCUGGAUGUGCUCUGCCUCCUACGACUGAUUUGUUCAUCAUCGUCUCGACUUUGAUUCACCUUAGUGGAUGAUUUGUGGAGAAAAGUCACGUUCUCCUAAGCAUUGACUUCAAUCCCUUCUUGCUCGGAUGGACUACGGUGAGUACCAAGUAUUUUUUGGGGCAAAUGCUGAAUGGUAAUCGUAACAAUCUCUUUGAGCCUUUGUCGCUGCCUAUUAAAGUCCUUCCUACCUGCCAUCGGUAGAGUACGGAUAUUCACGAAUGUUUAAUAGUUAUAAAGGAUUUCUCUUGUCCUUACAGUGGUUUCGCAACUCUACUGAAGGUUGUUCAUGGGUUUAUUGUACAUAGUGGUAAGCUACUAUUUGUUAUUUCUGGAUAAGUCAACAUAAAAUUGCAAGAAUCUCCUUUAAUGCAAACUUACACGGAUAUUAUAUUAUUUCAGGAUAGGAUUAUCCAGCCUUGAUUUGGUUGUCAUACUUGGUUUUUCUUGUCUUGACCUACUUACAGUAAGGUAACAGUUUGCAUAUUCCUAUGUAUAAGUGCUUCUUGCCAUAUUAUUCUUACCUAUAUAAUUUAAAUUAAUUCUUAGGCUUCACCACUAACGUGCAAUUUCUGUAUUUCCCAUCCAGGUAUGGAGGAGAAGCUGAUUAUUGAAGAGGAAGAGCCCUGUGUCAUGCACUUGACACAUUUGCAAUAAAUAAUAAAUUUAAACAUUUCAAAGGUGUAUGAAUUGACUUCCCUUCAGUAUUUUUAAGUACCUUAUAAGGUGACUUCAUAGUUUUUCAGCUUAUGUUGCAUGCGUAAGGGUAAUAGGCGUAGUACUCUCGGCUUUGUGAAUAAUAGGUUCUCUCGCUCUGUGAGAGCGUGAAAAUGAUAUAUAACGAACUCCCUUGUCUGUAUUUGAACUAAUAAUGUUAGUUUAAUAUGAUGCA
Macrobrachium nipponense is the source of this 3895-nucleotide messenger RNA. RefSeq lists its product as uncharacterized. Bases 289 to 2358 code for a protein of 689 amino acids. The transcript has 2 exons. The record is from RefSeq and is a predicted model, not a curated record. NCBI's taxonomy places the organism in Eukaryota, Metazoa, Arthropoda, Malacostraca, Decapoda, Palaemonidae.